GUCACUUGCCAGAAGUCGGGCGGCCAUCGAUCCCACUCCCACCGCUUACAGCCGGCCCAGUCCUCGUCGGCGCCGGACGGGGCGAAGGCGAUUGGAGUUAAAACAGGCCGAGUGGGAGAAUUUCCUGGAUCUUAUCUGUUCUCCAUCAUGGAACAUGACGGCACGAACCUGGCUGUCGCUGAGGCUGUGCGCUCGGUGCAGCUGCUCAAGAUUGACGGCUACAGCGCCACCAAAGCCAUGGGGCCAUCGGAGUUCAUCAAAUCCAGAUGGAACAUCGAUGGCCACGAGUGGGAGGUCCAUUUCUAUCCUGAUUACUUGUACUACUUCGAGGAAGAGGGCCCCUACUUCCUCGAGUUAACCUCCGAGUGGGUAGCUCUGAAGCUCAUCCUUGUCAGCGAACCCCUGAAGGACAAGCUGAGGGUGAACCUGAGCUGCCGGCCUGUAUGCCAAUUUGUCAUUGAAGAGAAGAGUGUGUCCCAUGUAUUUGCCAGUGGUUCCAGAUGCUCGCCCGAACUUCUCCUUAUCCUAAAACAUAAGCUGCCGUCAUCAGGUUAUCUCGUGAACGAUUCACUGACCGUGGAGUGCACGGUCACCGUGCUACGCAACUUGGGCGCCGCAGAAACGACUAAGGGGCAGCACCUGCCAGUGCCACCACCCUCGGACCUGCACCAGCACUUCGGCGAGCUCCUGGAGAGCAAGGAUGGAGCGGACGUCACGUUUCGUGUCUCCGCCUCCGGAGAGUCCUUCGCCGCCCACAAGGUCAUACUCGCCGCAAGGUCCUCGGUUUUCAAGGCCGAGUUCUUCGGAGGCGUGCAGGAACAGGAAAGAAGCUCCGCUUAUGUGAUCAGAGACAUGGAGGCUGCUGUGUUCAGGUCCAUGCUUCGCUUCAUCUAUACUGACAUGGCGCCAGAGCUCGACGGUGCCCAGGAGCCUGACGCGGCGGCGGCCAUGGCUAAGCACCUACUGGUAGCUGCUGACAGGUAUGGGCUGAACCGGCUGAAGCUGAUGUGUGAAUGCAAGCUCUCUGGUGGCAUCGACAUAGGCACAGCGGCUGCGACGUUGGCUCUCGCCGAGCAGCACAACUGCUCACUACUCAAAGCCAAGUGUCUUGAGUUCGUCACUAAGUCGCCUGAGACUCUUGAUGCUGUCUUGGCAACUGAUGGCUACGCGCAUCUGGUGGCAAGGUGCCCCUUGGUGCUGACUGAACUAGUGAGGGCUGCGUGUGGAAGGAAGAUCUGAGCUCGCGAUGAUGGUUUUCGUUGACAGUCUUAGUAUUACUACUAUCUUCCUCAUGCAUGUAACGAGUUGCUUCGUUUCUCGUAUUAUGGUUAUGGUUUCCCUUGGAUGC
Molecule: messenger RNA, 1348 nt
Organism: Zea mays
Lineage: Eukaryota; Viridiplantae; Streptophyta; Magnoliopsida; Poales; Poaceae
Exons: 3
Coding region: 148-1239 (363 amino acids)
Biological process (GO): protein ubiquitination
Molecular function (GO): protein binding
Source: RefSeq, marked provisional